GAAUAUGAAUGUGACAUCCGUUUUUUCCCUUCUGAGUGACUUUGCAACCAAAAGUAGAUGAAAGAGAGCUCAAUGACAAGAUGAAAAUAGACCAUGAUGGUGAAUCUUCUUAUAGUGUUAUCGAAGUAGUUUCUUGUUGUUCUUUGAGCACUACAAUGAGGGGACGAGAAAUGAUCGAUUAUGUUAUGUCUUGCAAAGUUCUGUCUGUUUCUUCUACUUCCUGAGAGAGGAGCACUACACUUUUACGACGAGCAGAGUGAGAGGAGUUUUUUUCCUGCAACAACCACUACACUUUUACGACGAGCAGAGUGAGAGGUUUUUUUUCCUGCAACAACCUACUUUCUACCUAGGAUUGUCUAUGUAUCUAAUGGAGGAACAAAAAGUGACUUUGUAAGUGUUUUUGGAGGACAAACCAAGAGCGAGACCACUCUUUGGAUGUUGCUCUGUCAGAUACCUUCAUCUUUAAGAUUUUUUUUGCUUUUUUUUUCAGGAACGAAGAAUCAGUAUCCGCAGAGUGGUUGAGCACAUACACAUCAUCUUAGCGCUGUAGAUUCUCUUGUGGUCAAUAUCAAAGUCGCAAGUCUAGCUCCUCUUUUUAAUUGCAAACAUGAUCAAACAAUAUUUCAAGUAACUACAAGUCUAGUUGAAAAUAUCGACUUCUAACAUCAUCCAAGAAUAUCAAAAUAUCAUGCAUAGUUGACAAGAAGAAACGCAAACAUUUCAAAAUAUUAGAUAGAUCUACUUCUUCUUCGUCUUCUCCUGCAUCAUAAUAAUCUCAAUUCAUUGAAUUUUGAAGUUGUUGAAGCAAAAUGUUGUCCAAGCUGUGUUCUUCCUCUUUUUUGCGCCGAGGUGCGCUGAAUGGUGCAGCGGCGUCAACAACGGCUUCCAGAAGAGACUUUUCGGCCACUGCAAAAGUCUUUGUGGACAAGAACAUUAUGAAAAAACAAUCAAGAAGAAGAAGAAGGUAGAACUCCCACUUUUCGUGGUCUCUGGAAUUCGUAUGUUCUUUGUUCCAACGACGUACACUAUUAGCAUUAGCGAAUCAUUUCUAAUAAAAUGAUAAAGUCGUAGUUAAGGGAAGCAUUUCCAAUAAAAUGGUAAAGGCCCUGGUGCUUCAUCGAAAGUGAAAGGUCUGACGUAAAGAUAUUAGAGAGCCAUUUGUAGUAGAGAUACACUUACAUGGAAGCAUGAAGAUCAAUUAAUAUUUUCUUCAACAGCUCCUUGCUAAAGAUACACUUGACUUACAGCGCAUAUCACUUACAUAGAUGCACUUAUAGAUAUUUAUAUACAUACUUUACAACUUCUUGCACUUCCUCUCAUAUACUUGAUCCAACUUCUUGCACCUACUCUUAUACAUACAACUUCGUGAACUCACUCUUACAUAGAUGAAGCAUGGUCGAUGUAGAUGUUCUUCACCUGCUCCUUGCUGUUUUUAGAGGACAAGAAGAACGAGCAGUUGCUACUAUGCUAGCAUUCAUCCUUCCUACGUCUACUGUAGAGGUCAAACUAUCAUGGAACUCCAUCUCACUUCUUAACGAGUCAUCACUUGUUUCACUCCUCAUCCUUUACCUGACAACUUUCUUGUAUUACUAGCAUUCAUACCUUCCCACGUCUACGGUCCCCUUCUCCCAUGCGACUUCUCUACGUAGACAUAAAACUUACUACGGCAUCCCAGAGACUACUAUUCAACAUCGUGCUUGUUCUUACGUAGAGAUAGAGCUCAUAUUCACCCGAGGAGGCAGGUCAAACUGUGGACGGUGAAUCAAAUCCUAUCCUAGAUAGAGCUUACUCUACUCUUACAUCUUAGGUCUAUAAUCAUCUCCAUCCUCUAAGAAUCCGAAGCUUCUGGUGCAAGGAAUGACGGGUGGGCAGGGUACGUUUCACACCACACAAGCCAUCGAGUAUGGGACUAACGUCGUUGGUGGAAUCAAUCCGAAAAAGUUAUGAGAUCGAGAUAGUCUUUAUCUUUCCCUAUAAUUCUAUCUAUUCAGAGCAGGAAAGAAGAAGGACUACUAAAACAUGUACUAAAACAUGGGGCUUCCUGACCUGGUGAAGACCCUGCGCAACAAAAACAACAGCUACAACCACUACCAAAACAUGGACCUUCUUCCAGUAGACCCAUGAGUCUUUAUCUCUCAUCAUCAAGUACAACCCAUGAGUUUUGAUCUGUCCUUUCAUGUUUUUAAUACCUUGUUCCUCCCUCCCUCCCUCUAUCAAUCAACACCCAUUAUCGUUUCGAAUCUAAUCUAACAAUGAGUUUUUAUCUCUCGUCAUCGAGAAACUCUUCUUCUAAUCGUUGCAGGUUCGACUCACUUAGGAUUGCCAGUCUUUGCCGAUUUGGGUACGGCGAAAAAGGAGACUGGAGCCAACGCGAGCGUGAUAUAUGUGCCGCCUCCAGCAGCGGCUGCCGCAAUCUUAGAAGCCAUCGAAGCGGAAUUGGACCUGGUGGUUUGCAUUACAGAAGGUAUGUUGAUGUUCAUUUUCAUACAUAAGAAGGUGUUGAUGAAGAUUAGGAACUGCAGCUAAGCAAAAAAACAAGUACAAAGAAGACCACCAUUCUUCUAGAAAUUAAAUUGAUUGAUUACAUCAAACUUCUACACGACCACUCCUCUCAGGCAUUCCGCAGCAGGACAUGGUGAAAGUGAAACAUGCGUUGAAUAUGCAGAGCAAGACGCGAUUGAUCGGACCCAACUGUCCAGGGAUUAUCAAACCGGGAGAAUGCAAAAUCGGGAUCAUGCCUGGAUACAUUCAUAAGUUAUGAGCAUGCUGUUGUAUAAUCUAUUCUAAAUCUACUUAAUAAUCCUUGAAGAAAAUGAAUAUCAUGAAGUGAUAUUCAUAUUAGUUUUAGCAGUUAGCGGGAUACUUUAGGAUACUUGUUGAUAGUUGCCCUUUUCUCUUUUAUAUCUUCCUCUGGUCUGUCUUUUUUCUAGUUAGGUCGGCUCCACCACAAAUAUCAUGAAGUGACUCUCGAUCUCGAUCUUGAAUAUCUAAUAUAUCUAUCAGUAACAGUAUAACUGUACCUAAGUACUCCAUUUACCUUCUUACUUCUUGCGAAGCGAGUAUCAGUAAAAACUGAUUUUGGUACAUCCUUUUGGUUCAUCCUUUUCUCCUCUCUCCCUCUGGAUCUACUGUUCUUCUAAUAAAAGCUGGAAAGAUUGGUGUGGUGUCGCGAUCGGGUACUUUGACUUAUGAAGCAGUUCACCAGACCAGCUUGACCGGACUCGGACAGAGCACGUGCGUCGGAAUCGGUGGUGACCCUUUCAAUGGCACCAACUUCAUCGACUGCCUUGAACGAUUCAUGGAGGUAUUUGUUUGAUAGAUAACCGUGAACUGGGACUGCUGGGUACUUUCAGUUGUUCUUCUAGGUACAAAUUAUUCUGGUACUUAACAUACUUCAUCGAGCAUUGUCCCCCAGUACGAUCGUUCUUAUAAUGGAGGUAUUUAGAUACAGAUACGACUUCAACGACCAUUCAUUGUCUAGUAGAGCGAUCAUUUAUGGAGGUACUUUCUUUCAAUUCAUUAAAUAGUAUACAACUAGAAGGCGACUCAAGCCUUUUAGUAUACUAGAAGGAGACUCAAUCUCUAUCCGCCAAUCACUAUAGGCUACUACAGAAGGAGACUCAAGAAUCCCUACCCCCCCCUGAAAAAUUCACAACCCAAACAAAUUCAUACCCCACCCUUGAAGAACUAAGAUGUAAGUACCCCUAGAAUGGGUUUACUACUACUACUACUAGGCUACUACAGAAGGGGAGGACUCAAGAAUCCCUAUCCGCUGCGAGAGGACUCAAUCUCUAUCCGCCAAUCACUAUAGUAUACUACAGAAGGAGAGGACUCAAUCCACCAUAUCCGCCCCUCCUCAACACGACUGCUCUCAGGACCCUUCAACGGAAGGCAUUAUCAUGAUUGGUGAGAUUGGUGGCACGGCAGAGGAAGAUGCAGCCAUUCCGCUGCAUCUUCCUCUGCCUUCCGUUUGCGGGUCCUGAGAGCAGUCGUGUUGAGGAGGGGCGGAUAGGGUGGAUUGAGUCUAGUAGUAGUAGUAGUAAACCCAUUCUAGGGGUACUUACAUCUAUCCUAUCCGCUGCUCAACACUCUUCUCAGGACCCGCAAACGGAAGGCAUUAUCAUGAUUGGUGAGAUUGGUGGCACGGCAGAGGAAGAUGCAGCAGAAUGGCUGAAGGCCAACAAUAAAGCUGGAAAGCCCGUUGUUAGCUUUAUUGCAGGUACUAUUAAAACUACGAGGACUCGACCAUUUACGGCUGUUAGCAGCUUUAAAUUGCAGAGACCAUUUAGCUAGCUUUCUUGCAGUUAAUGUAUGGUUCUGGUAUUUGGUAGCCUGAAUUUGAUCCUAAGGGUUCUCUUCGCAGAGACCAUUUAGCUAGCUUUCAUCUUGCAGAGACCAUUUACGACUGUUAGCUUUAAAUUGCAGGUAGCAGAGACCAUUUACGACUGUUAGCUUUAAAUUGCAGGUAGUACAAAAAUAUUUUUACUUGUUAAAAAACGGAUGAUGACUCUUCGUCCACCACUCUUCUCCUCUGCACGACAGUGUCUCUUCUUGACUUUUCUCACCAACUAUGAGUAAGUAUCAUGUAUAAAAAUUGCUAACUACAGGCGUAACCGCUCCACCUGGACGUCGUAUGGGACACGCUGGCGCGAUCAUUAGUGGAGGCAAGGGCAAGGCUAGCGACAAGAUUGCAGCCCUUGAGGCAGCAGUUAAGGUUUCAUCUCCUAGUAGUUCAUCUCUGUCUCUGUUUUCUAAUAUACAACUAGGGACGUAGGAAUAGGGUCCCUCAAACGAGGCAUACAUACGCUUGAGUACGCUUGAGGGAUCUCCACUGGUACAGGGAUGAACUAGGAACUUGUCUAAUGCAGGCGCCGUGGUGACUCCGAGUCCAGCUGAGUUGGGAUCAAACAUGCUCAAACUGAUGAAGGAAAAGGGCUUGGCUUAAAGACUGACGUUGAAAGAAAUAGAAAAGGGCCCGGCCUAAACCGUGUUGAGCAUGUUAGGGUUGUAAAACAUGUAGUUCGAGACAUGUUGGAAAAAUCACUGAGGCUGGAUAGUGAGAAUCUACCAACCUCAGUGAUUUUUCUAACAUCUGUACCAAAAUCAUGGGCCUAGUAGCGGAUGAAGUUGCUCAAGAACAGUACCUCUAAGACAUAUUGUUCAUAUUGAUAUUCCAACUUCUUUUAUGAAGGGAGACUGAUACUAGAUCAGAUACUAGGUAAGAAGUCGCCAGGGAAAUCUUAGGCAGUUUGCCGAAUGGAUUCACAUCAUCGUGAUGCCCUGAGUAGAACCAUGUUGCCCGCACCUGUACCAAAAUCAUGGGCCUAGUAGGUGAUGAAGUUGCUCAAGAACAGUACCUCUAAGACAUAUCUGAACAGAAGGAAGAAACUCUUUACGUUAAACAUGAAUUGGAAGUAUUAUAGUGGAGUAGCUUCUUCACACUCGGGCAAGAAUUCGGAGCUCCUCCUCUCCUAUUUACAUUGCAGUUUUACCUGUUACGAAUAUAAUUUAGAAGAGACAGAAGGUGGGUACUUAGAA
Messenger RNA from Amoebophrya sp. A25, 5538 nucleotides. The record is from the annotation of a GenBank genome assembly. Lineage: Eukaryota; Dinophyceae; Syndiniales; Amoebophryaceae.